This is a messenger RNA of Lichtheimia ornata, 1602 nucleotides long. RefSeq lists its product as uncharacterized. The record is from RefSeq and is a predicted model, not a curated record. Gene Ontology annotation, biological process: NLS-bearing protein import into nucleus. The transcript is spliced from 5 exons. Bases 1 to 1602 code for a protein of 533 amino acids. Gene Ontology annotation, molecular function: nuclear import signal receptor activity; protein binding. NCBI's taxonomy places the organism in Eukaryota, Fungi, Mucoromycota, Mucoromycetes, Mucorales, Lichtheimiaceae. Gene Ontology annotation, cellular component: nucleus; nucleoplasm; cytoplasm.
AUGGAUAAUAAGGCUGCUGCUGAUCAGAGAAGAAACAAAUACAAGAACAAGGAUGCAUUCCAGUCUGAGCAAGUCCGGAAUCGUCGUCAGAAGCACACUGUCGAGCUGCGAAAGCAAAAGCGAGAAGAGAAUCUGUCCAAGCGUAGAAACAUGAAUUUGGGUGCAGCUCCCAUGGCCGAUAGCGACGAUGAAUCUGGUGCCAUUGAGUCAACUGAGCUUCAGCAGUUGCUUAUGGCGCUCGUCGAGGCUGUGAAUUCGGGUGAUGUGGAACGGCAAUACGAAGCAACGACUCGAUUCAGAAAGCUCUUAUCCAAGGAACGUAAUCCUCCUAUUCAAGAAGUCAUCAGCACGGGUGUCGUCCCCAGAUUUGUCGAGUUUCUUCAUUCACGUCAUGGUCUUCUUCAGUUUGAAGCGGCUUGGGCUUUGACCAACAUUGCAUCUGGAACAUCAGACCAAACACGUGUAGUGGUUCAAGCAGGUGCUGUUCCCAUCUUUGUACAGUUGCUUGGUAGCGAAGUGAUGGAUGUCAGGGAACAGGCUGUUUGGGCACUUGGCAACAUUGCUGGUGAUAGCACCGAUUGCAGAGAUUUCGUAUUGGACAAUGGAGCCCUUCCACCCCUCUUGAAUAUCCUCAAUGAGAAUCAUAAAUUAUCCAUGCAUCGCAACGCUACUUGGACGCUUUCGAAUCUUUGCCGUGGUAAAAACCCUCAACCUAAUUGGCAAAAGGUGUUGCCUGCUCUUCCUGUACUUGCCAAAUUAAUCUAUUCUACGGAUGAGGAGGUGUUGAUCGAUGCAUGCUGGGCUAUUUCAUACCUUUCGGAUGGACCUAAUGAUCGAAUUCAAGCUGUGAUCGAAUCGGGUGUGUGUCGUCGACUUGUCGAAUUGUUGAUGCAUCCUACAACUUCAGUACAAACCCCUGCUCUUCGUUCGGUUGGUAACAUUGUCACUGGUGACGAUCUUCAAACACAGGUGGUGAUCAAUUGUGGCGUUCUUCCUGCACUUUUAUCCUUGCUUUCGAGCAGCAAAGACGCUAUUCGGAAAGAAGCUUGCUGGACGAUCUCCAACAUCACUGCUGGCAACGUUGCACAAAUCCAAGCUGUCAUUGAUUCCAAUAUCGUCCCUGUCCUUGUGCACAUCCUUGCAACAGCUGAUCUCAAGACGCGUAAGGAAGCAUGUUGGGCCAUUGUCAAUGCAACAUCGGGUGGUCUUAACAAGCCUGAACAAAUCCAAUACAUUGUAUCACAAGGAUGCAUCAAGCCUUUGUGUGAUGUGCUGACGACGAUGGAUAACAAAAUCAUUCAAGUGGCUCUGGAUGGUCUUGAGAACAUACUAAAGGUCGGCGAACUUGAACGUCCCAAUGAUCCCGAUGGCCUCAAUCGUUAUGCUAUGUACAUUGAAGAAUGCGGUGGUUUGGAGAUCAUCCAUCAAAUGCAAGCUCAUGAAAACAACGACAUUUAUAACAAGGCAUACAACAUCAUCGAUCGUUACUUUUCUGAGGAGGAUGAAGGUGAGGAGAUGGCAGAUGCGGCCAACAUCCAAUCCUUUGGUUUCCAAAACAAUGUCAACGUACCUCAAGGUGGUUUCAAUUUUGGUCCUCAGUAA